GCCUGGCACCCGCCCCCUACUUCCUGUCCCGAUAGGGGUGUGGGGGUUAACUGGGGGGAAGGCUGGGCGCACACAGGGACAGCCCACAGACUGCAGAGCUGUGGUGGGUGAUCACAGCUGCCACCACCUCCCCUCUGGGGCCCGUAACCACUGUGAGACUCAGGUGGCUGAGGGUGGCCCUGACAUGCCCCUGUGUCUCUCUCCUGUCAGGCUGGAUGGCCCACACUUAAGCUGUUUGGUGAGUUGGAGCCCCCCCGGCCAUUCCCUUCUCUCACCUGUCUGUCAGUCUUCCCCAAGGUUGGGGAGGGAGUGUCUCCAAGGCCUGAGAUGACCCUGUCCUCACUCCGCCAGUACCCAGAAGGUAUCUUCUACGACCUGGAUAGCUGCAAGCCCUUCAGUUACCCAGAUUCAGACGGGGGCCUUGACUCUACAUGGGGCUGGACAGAGGCCCCGCCUGCCCCUGCCAUCCCUCCCUAUGAAGCCUUCGACUCUGCGACGGCUGCCUUUGCCCACUCUGAGGCUGUGCAGCUCUGUUACAGUCAUGGUCCUAGCCCCUCCACCUACAGCCCCGUGGGGACCCUCGACCCAGCCCCCAGCUUGGAGGCCCCGGGGCCUGGUCUCCAGGUAUACCCCUCAGAGGACUUUGCCAGCCAGACGCUGAGCUCCUUGGCUUAUGCUCCGUACCCCAGCCCUGUUCUAUCGGAGGAAGAAGACCUUCUGCUAGACAGCCCUGCCCUGGAGGUCUCGGACAGUGAGUCAGACGAGGCCCUCUUGGCUGGCUCCGAGGGGAGGGGAUCUGAGGCAGGUGCACGCAAGAAGCUGCGCUUGUACCAGUUCUUGCUGGGGUUGCUCCUGCGCGGGGACAUGCGCGAGUGCGUGUGGUGGGUGGAGCCAGGUGCCGGCGUCUUCCAGUUCUCCUCCAAGCACAAGGAGUUGUUGGCUCGCCGCUGGGGCCAGCAGAAGGGCAACCGCAAGCGCAUGACGUAUCAGAAGCUGGCCCGAGCGCUGCGCAACUAUGCCAAGACAGGCGAAAUCCGCAAGGUCAAACGCAAGCUCACCUACCAGUUUGACAGCGCGCUGCUGCCAGCCGCCCGGCAUGCCUAAGCGCUCCACUAGGACCCUUUUCUGGCCCCUAAGUCCCAGUGCCCAUGGAGCUCCCUAUGGGGGUGGGGGCAGCCAGGGUCCUCAGCUCUCCCUAGGACCUCCCCAGAGUUGUCUGUGCCAUGUAUAGGAUUCCAAUCUAGGAUGGUCGUGUUUGAGGAAGCACUGGCCAUUCUACACGGUUUCAGAAUGGCAGGUUUCUCUGUGGAGGCCCCUGAUGUUGUCUGCGGUUCCAGAAUCCGCAGAUACUUCUUGCGAGCCCUGUGAUCUCACACGUCAUCCACCAGCAGGUGGCGCUGUCUACAGCCCCCAAACCUUUGUUUGUUGACCGGAUGGGUCCCUCUGUGAUCGAUCCCCUGAGGCCCUUGUUUGAUCUGAGAUCUAGUUGUUUGGAGCUCUCUGAGAACCCGUGUGCCACCAGUGUGUGACUUUUUUCUGUGUCCAUUUAUGACUUUUGUUUGUUUGAGACAGGGUCUCAUUACGUAGCUCAGUCUGGUCCCAACCUGUAUCACUCGCCCUGCCUCAGCCUCCUGAGUGCUGGGAUUAUAAGGGUGCACCAUCUCACCAGGCUUUUUCCUUUUUUUAGAGAAGAUUUUACUAUGUAACCCAGGCUGUCCUCAAGCUUGUGGUUAUCCUCUUGCCUCAGGCACCCCUUGGGACCCUCUGGGAUCUAUGUCCGAGAUGAAUUGUUGGGUAGGGUAGGGGUGGGAGGUUCAGUGAAUCUUAUAGGUUGGGUCCUCCCUUCUGGGAUCCUUUGAUCACAUGGGAAGUUCUCUAGGCUCUUAGCAGCCCUGCAUUCACACACUGACUGUCCUGUUUGAGGUGCGACCGAUAUAUUGUGUUUGAGGGUCAUACUGGCACUUGGCCCGUUUGGGAGGUGUGGCAGAGGUACGGCCUGUCAAAGCUAGUGCCUUUUAUUUUUGAGGUUGGGUCUUAUGUAGCUUAGGCUGGCCUUGAACUCGCUGUGUAGCUGAGGAUGACCUUGAGCCCUCUCCUCAGCCAGAAUGUUCAGAUUUCAGGCAGCACCCCGUGGUUGUUUCUUUCCUUUUCUUAAGUCAAGGUCUGUUCGUGUAGCCCAGGCUGGCUCCAAGCUCAUAGCCCUCUUCCUGCCUCCUUGUCUGCAGUGCUAGAACAACGAACAUGUCUUACCACUCUGUGCUUACCCAUGCCACGGCUAGACGGACUUCUAGAGCUGGCCACCCCCCACCCACAAGGCAGGCAAAUUACGUCCCUGCAGGUGCUUCCCCGGAGGAAAGCCCGCUUUCACAGUGAUCGUUCAAACUAGAGGGCACUCCCGCAAUCCAGAUAUCUGCCUGUGACUUUUUGGACAACUGGUGACCCCUGGCCAGCUUUUCUGGGGCCAGCCUCUGUCCAGGUGUCUGCCUAGGACCCUGCGCAGUGUCUGCCCGUCUCACACCAGUGACUUCUUACAUCCACCAGACACCAGUGACCGCCUGUUCUGGGGCAGUCUUUUCCUUUCAAGUGCUGCGGGCUAAGCAGGCUCUAACUGUGGGUUUGUCUUGGGUGUCCAUAGCAGAAUCAGAACCCAGAGCUUUGAAGCCUGAGUGAGCUGGGCCACCCAGGCUUCCGUUCCCCUGAGAAACAGAUGGUGAAGAGGCCCUUAAAACUCUUUGCAACCUUGAUGAGCCUGUGACACACUGGAACUCACCUGUGUGGGUGGCCAGGAGGGGGGAAAAGGAUCAUGGAAGAUCCAGAUGUCCAUGUGGUCAAGUUAAACUGUACCAAAUAAAAUUAUUUCUUCAAAACCCAACAUCAUCACUCUACAUGCACAAUAAAUAAAGCCCUG
Messenger RNA from Mastomys coucha (southern multimammate mouse), 2908 nucleotides. RefSeq names its product Spi-B transcription factor (gene Spib). Gene Ontology annotation, biological process: cell differentiation; regulation of transcription by RNA polymerase II. Gene Ontology annotation, cellular component: nucleus. Gene Ontology annotation, molecular function: sequence-specific DNA binding; DNA-binding transcription factor activity, RNA polymerase II-specific. The coding region runs from base 328 to 1104 and encodes 258 amino acids. The transcript is spliced from 5 exons. The record is from RefSeq and is a predicted model, not a curated record. NCBI's taxonomy places the organism in Eukaryota, Metazoa, Chordata, Mammalia, Rodentia, Muridae.